AUUCGAUUUCUAGUAUUGCGUCUGUGGGACGGAAAAGGCGAAUUGAAAAGUUGACAGAAAUCGCAGAAAGCAACAAAAAACUGAAAGUUAAUGGAAAUUUAGCAUUCAGUGAAUUUGGCAAGGUUCCUACUAAAGUAUUUGAUGCGUUUGGACUGGAUCAGUAUGGACCUAGUAGAUUUAAACCACCAUCUGUAACACUGCCUGAUAGUGUGAUGGAUAAAAUCUUCGAGGAAUUAACGGCAAGUGUUCAACCGAAUUUUGUGGCGCGAGUGACUCUGUUGGGUUCGAUGAUUUCAGGGAAAGAGAGAAAGCGGGAGAGAUUUAUUGACGUGUUCUUGUUUCGAAUUGCUGAACAUGUGACGAAUGUCAAGAUUUUUUUUGAACAUGAGUUGAAUGGAAUUGAAGUUCCUGCAAACGGCAAUGUGGAAUAUGCGAUGAUGGUUGAGGGGAAAAUCAUACUUUUACUUGAAGCGAAGGCGGACGAUUUUGCCAUGGGAAGAGCCCAAAAUUAUGUGGAAUGCGAAGUCGGAUAUGAG
This is a messenger RNA of Paraglomus occultum, 536 nucleotides long. Lineage: Eukaryota; Fungi; Glomeromycota; Glomeromycetes; Paraglomerales; Paraglomeraceae. The record is from the annotation of a GenBank genome assembly.